Molecule: messenger RNA, 585 nt
Organism: Lolium rigidum
Lineage: Eukaryota; Viridiplantae; Streptophyta; Magnoliopsida; Poales; Poaceae
Exons: 1
Coding region: 195-434 (79 amino acids)
Source: RefSeq, a predicted model, not a curated record
UUUCCAACUCUCCUCCCAGCUGUCUUUCACACACGACCAAACCCAUUCUCCUCUUCACCUCCGCCUAUAAAACCCCCGCUGCUCUUGUUCCUCUCCGGCGACAACAUCACAAGAGCUAGCUACGUAUCCGUCCCAAGCAUCCCUCCCUUGGUUCCUAAGCCAGAGUUUGUUCUUUUCUCUGAUCGAUUGAGGCCAUGACGUCGUGGGCGGACCAGUGGGACACCGGCGCCGACCCCAGCCCUCGUCGCGGCAGCGGCAGCAGCGGCGAUGGGAAGAAGCAGGGUGGCGACCGCGUCGAGAAGACCAAGGCGGCUGCGGCGACCGGACUGAAGAAGGUUAAGGCGGGCACUGCGCAGGGCUUCCAGUGGAUCAAGGACAAGUACCACCGGAAGAAGAACGCCGGCGGCGGCUCCCAGAUAGCGGCUGGGUACUGAUGGAUUCGAUCGAUCGUCACGAGGAUCCGAGACGUGCGAUUAUACAGGAUGUAAUUAAGUAGUACUGCGAUUAGGCUGGUCCUGCAGCUUGCGGUUCGUGUGUCUGUAUAUUCGGUAGCUUGACCGGUUAGUAGAGAUUUUUUUCGCUAAA